Mytilus trossulus (common blue mussel) is the source of this 705-nucleotide messenger RNA. RefSeq names its product putative ankyrin repeat protein RF_0381. The record is from RefSeq and is a predicted model, not a curated record. The coding region runs from base 1 to 705 and encodes 234 amino acids. Gene Ontology annotation, biological process: protein localization to ciliary inversin compartment. The transcript is spliced from 2 exons. Lineage: Eukaryota; Metazoa; Mollusca; Bivalvia; Mytilida; Mytilidae. Gene Ontology annotation, molecular function: protein binding. Gene Ontology annotation, cellular component: ciliary inversin compartment.
AUGACAGAGUCGUCAUGUAUUAUCGACGAGAUAACACAGAAGCGCUUCCGGUGGCUUGGACAUGUUUUGAGAAAGGAAAACUCAAGCAUAACAAAAACAGUCCAUAGAUGGACACCACAGGGAAAGAGACCAAGAGGACGUCCCAAAACAAUAUGGCGGAGGACAAUAGAAAAUGAAUUAAAAGACCUAAAAAUGACAUGGGGAGAGGCAGAAACAAUGGCAAAGAACACACCAGAAUGGCGAGGACUUGUGUUGACCUUAUGCUCAGAUCGGAGCGAAGAGGAUACAUCAAGUUUGAUGAUUUACUUCAAAUCGAGAAUGGAAAGUAAGCUGAUGUCAGCAUUAGACUCAGGGAUGUUUAAGUUGGCCAAGAUUUUGAUAGAUGGCGGCCACGAAGUCAAUUUCUGUACCGAUACAGGAAUAACACCAUUAAUGCUCGCCUGCAAAUUGAAGGCACGUGAUCGGGACAUCAACGAGAAGAUUGAGAUUAUUUCAACACUUCUAGAAAACAACGCUAAUAUUAAUGCAAAAGACAACGAGGGGCGGACAGCGUUAAUGUAUGCAAUGCAUUCAAGAUGUAAAUCAACAAUACAAGUUUUAAAAAAGCAAGGUCUUGUUAUAACAGUAGAUGCACAGUCAAAGAUGAGCAAUGUUACUGCUAAAAUGAUAUGGGACAGCUUUGACCUGAAUGAAGAUUAUUCUUGA